Coffea arabica (coffee) is the source of this 2093-nucleotide messenger RNA. RefSeq names its product KIN17-like protein. Gene Ontology annotation, cellular component: nucleus. Gene Ontology annotation, biological process: DNA replication; DNA damage response. The record is from RefSeq and is a predicted model, not a curated record. Gene Ontology annotation, molecular function: double-stranded DNA binding. NCBI's taxonomy places the organism in Eukaryota, Viridiplantae, Streptophyta, Magnoliopsida, Gentianales, Rubiaceae.
UUUCUAGUAACGAAAGAUAGCUGUAGAAAUGAAAUCUCAUCAUUUGCUUAACCCUAACCGCCUUUAUUAUCUUGCCUCGCCACCAGCCGGCUGGCCGUCUACAGACUAGGGUGGUCGAAACAAUCCUACUGAAAUCAAUUCUUGAUCCGCUGCCAUGGGAAAGAACGAGUUCCUGACGCCAAAGGCAAUAGCGAAUAGAAUCAAAGCAAAAGGCUUACAAAAACUCCGAUGGUAUUGUCAGAUGUGCCAAAAGCAAUGUCGAGACGAGAACGGCUUCAAGUGCCACUGCAUGAGCGAAUCACACCAGCGGCAGAUGCAGGUUUUUGGCCAAAACCCUAAUCGAAUCGUCGACGGCUAUUCCGAAGAGUUCGAACAAGCAUUUCUCGAACAUAUGAAGCGUAGUCACCGCUUUAGUCGCAUCGCCGCCACCGUGGUAUAUAACGAGUACAUCGCCGAUCGCCACCAUAUUCAUAUGAAUUCAACUCAGUGGGCAACUUUGACGGAGUUUGUCAAGUAUUUGGGGAGGACUGGCAAGUGUAAAGUUGAGGAAACUCCGAAAGGGUGGUUUAUUACUUAUAUUGAUCGUGAUUCGGAGACCCUGUUUAAGGAGAAGAUGAAGAAUAAGAGGAUUAGGGCUGAUUUAGCAGAGGAGGAGAAGCAGGAGAGGGAGAUUAAGAAGCAGAUUGAGCGUGCCGAGCAGCUGAUGUCAGCUGGGAAUGAGAGCGGGAAUGGGAAUGAACAGGAAGUUCAGGAGAAAAGGUUGUUUGAGAAAUCGGAGGAGAAAAUUAAGUUAAGUUUGGGAUCAUCGUCGAAAAGUAAUUUGAAGGAGGAGAGUUCUAUGGUUGUUUUUGAUGAUGUGGAGCAUGAGACUAAAAGCGACAAGGGGAAUAAGGGCAGUGGAAAGAUGGGGAGCUCAGUGUUGGAUGAGUUGAUGAGGGAAGAAGAGAAGGCGAAGGAGAGGAGUAAUAGGAAGGAUUAUUGGUUGUGUGAGGGGAUUAUUGUGAAGGUAAUGAGCAGGGCGCUGGCAGGAAAGGGGUACUAUAAGCAGAAGGGCAUGGUGCGGAAAGUGAUUGAUAAGUAUGUUGGGGAAAUUGAGAUGCUAGAGAGUAAGCAUGUCUUGAGAAUUGAUCAAGAAGAGCUUGAGACUGUGAUUCCACAAAUUGGGGUACCUGUGAGAAUAGUUAAUGGGGCUUAUCGUGGGUCAAAUGCUAGGCUUCUUGCUGUUGAUACAGAUAAGUUCUGUGCUAAGGUGCAGAUUGAGAAGGGGAUUUAUGAUGGUAGGGUGAUUAAGGCGGUUGAGUAUGAAGAUAUCUGCAAAUUGGCUCAAUGAAAAAUGUUGACAAGAAUGUACUAACUGUAUUGUGAUCAAGUGGUUAUGCACCACCUUUCACGCUACUUGUGCUACUUGUAUGAAUGAGGGGCCUGGAAUUGUUAAGGUCUGGUUCCUUAAGAUCACUUCAGUAAAACUCUUUUGCAUUCUUCAUUAGGUUGCCUGAGUUUUAUAGGACAUUCUUUUUCAGCUAGUAAAUUACUUUUUAGUAAAGUUGAGGGUUGCUUGGCUCAACAACAAGGCAGCAAUGAAAUUCUUUCAUUCAUCUUCUUGUCAGCAUAAAAAAAAAACGACAAAUUUAGUCAGCAUCUUGUUGUCUCAUCGAGCAUUCUAGACAGAAAAUUGCAGUCCUCUCACAAUACCUCCUAGAAGGGAGGAGACAUGGGCUGUGCCUUGACUGGGGUAUUACCAGGCAGGUGUGUAAUCUAGACAAUUCAGAGAAUUGCAAAGUACGUUGUGUUGAGGUUUUUGACACAAUUACAGUGGCAUGAGAGUUGCUCGGUUGGAUAACUGGGAAGUUAUUGUCAGGUACUAUUUUCACAGAACAAGCCAGAUUUAGAAUGAAAACUCCUUAGGUUGCUGCAUAAGUUCUGUAUUCCAAAAUGACAGGCAGUGAAAGACAGACGUGGUGUACCAAAGGGAUAUUUUGAAGUUGGUUUGAGACCCCUGGGCCCUGGCUGCUGUUCUUUCCUUAAAGUUGUAGUAACAUUUACUCAUUGGUUGAAAUUCUUGCAAUAUCUUUUUUAAUUUAUUUAAAUUGUGA